This is a messenger RNA of Lactuca saligna, 462 nucleotides long. NCBI's taxonomy places the organism in Eukaryota, Viridiplantae, Streptophyta, Magnoliopsida, Asterales, Asteraceae. The record is from the annotation of a GenBank genome assembly.
AUGUUCCUCAUCUUUUUUCGUCAUCUACUCACCGCCUCCACCUUCCAAUUACCUUCCACCGCUUCAGAUCCAAGAUUUUGGACUAUCUUCCUGUCGACUAACAAUAACAAAACCAAAGGCAUUCUCUAUCUUCAUUUUUUUUCCGAAGACGGACCUCCCUUCAAACUAGAAGCCGAUUUGUUCUUCAGCUGGAGAAGAAGCCCAACUGUACAUCCCCACCGAUAUCGGCGAUUUCUCGCUCUAGUAGAUCAGUCUCCCUGCCAUCCGUUCUUCCCAGUUCGAUUAGGGGACCAAUACGUGAAUCAGCGAGAAUCCAAUCUCCUUUCUUCAUUCCACAACCUAGAAAUCACAAGGAAAAGUGGGAAAGGAAAGAGACCUAGAAAGGUUGGAAAUAGAUUCUGGAAGAGUGUCGGUCUUCAAUUCAAAGACACCAAGAGAAGCUAUCAAAGGAAGGAGGACUAA